UCGGUUGAGAGGGUGCUGGAUGGUGGGGGAGUACCACUGAUGAGAGAGCGGGCGAAAGAAGGGACUGUUUUAGCACGCAUUGGAGGACUAUUGCAUUCAUCUGCUGGACGCUAAUAGACACCUGGACGGGGUUUCUUCGUCGACUGUGUGCGGUGGCCUAGAGUCUUCUGCUUCUGGUCUCCAGCAGCAAUGUCACAGAGGAGUGGGCAGGAGGACCCAGAGCGGUACCUUUUUGUGGACCGCGCUGUGGUGUACAACCCGGCAGCACAGGCCGACUGGACUGCCAAGAGGCUAGUAUGGAUCCCAUCAGAACGUAAUGGCUUCGAGGCUGCGAGUAUUCGCGAGGAGCGUGGAGACGAGGUGGUGGUGGAGCUGGCAGAGAAUGGGAAGAAGGCGGUGGUCAACAAGGAUGACAUCCAGAAGAUGAACCCGCCCAAGUUCAGCAAGGUGGAGGACAUGGCUGAACUCACCUGCCUGAACGAGGCCUCUGUGCUACACAAUCUCAAAGACCGAUACUACUCUGGCCUCAUCUAUACAUACUCUGGUCUCUUCUGCGUGGUCAUAAAUCCCUACAAAAACCUGCCCAUCUACUCAGAGAACAUCAUAGAGAUGUACAGGGGCAAAAAGAGGCACGAAAUGCCCCCUCACAUAUAUGCCAUCUCAGAGUCUGCAUAUAGAUGCAUGCUACAAGAUCGAGAGGACCAAUCCAUUCUUUGCACAGGUGAGUCAGGAGCUGGCAAGACGGAAAACACGAAAAAGGUGAUUCAGUACCUGGCACACGUUGCCUCCUCCCACAAAGGCAGAAAAGACCACAACAUUCCUCCAGAAUCACCUAAACCAGUGAAACUACAGGCACAAAAUGCAGUUAGUGGACCCCUGUUUUAUGGUGAAUUGGAACGUCAGCUGCUACAGGCCAACCCCAUCCUGGAAUCUUUUGGGAACGCAAAGACUGUGAAAAACGACAACUCGUCACGCUUCGGGAAAUUCAUCCGGAUUAACUUUGAUGUCACCGGAUACAUUGUCGGAGCCAAUAUUGAAACCUACUUACUGGAGAAAUCCAGAGCUAUCCGUCAAGCCAAAGAUGAGCGCACCUUCCACAUUUUUUAUCAGCUGCUGGCUGGAGCUGGAGAGCACCUCAAAUCGGAUCUGCUUUUGGAAGGAUUUAACAACUACCGUUUCCUGUCCAACGGCAACAUCCCAAUCCCAGGCCAGCAGGACAAAGACAACUUCCAUGAGACCAUGGAAGCCAUGCACAUCAUGAGCUUCGGCCACGAGGAGAUUCUGGCCAUGUUGAAGGUCGUGUCCUCCGUGCUUCAGUUUGGUAACAUUAUCUUCAAGAAGGAGAGGAACACUGACCAAGCCUCGAUGCCCGAUAAUACUGCCGCUCAGAAGCUGUGUCAUCUGCUGGGUAUGAAUGUAAUGGAGUUUACCAGAGCCAUCCUGUCGCCAAGGAUCAAAGUGGGCAGAGACUAUGUCCAGAAAGCACAGACUAAAGAGCAGGCCGACUUUGCCGUUGAAGCUCUGGCCAAAGCAACAUACGAGCGUCUGUUCCGCUGGCUGGUCCAUCGCAUUAACAAAGCUCUGGACAGAACCAAACGACAGGGUGCCUCCUUCAUCGGUAUUCUGGACAUUGCUGGUUUUGAGAUUUUCCAGCUGAACUCAUUUGAGCAGCUGUGCAUCAACUACACCAACGAGAAGCUGCAGCAGCUCUUCAACCACACCAUGUUCAUCCUGGAGCAGGAGGAGUACCAGAGGGAGGGCAUCGAGUGGAGCUUCAUCGACUUCGGCCUCGACCUGCAGCCCUGCAUCGACCUCAUCGAGAGGCCGGCGAAUCCUCCCGGAGUGUUGGCUCUGCUGGAUGAGGAGUGCUGGUUCCCCAAGGCGACGGACAAGACCUUUGUAGACAAGCUGAUCCAGGAGCAGGGCACACACACCAAGUUUCAGAAGCCCCGCCAGCUCAAAGAUAAGGCCGACUUCUGCAUCAUCCACUACGCCGGCAAGGUUGACUACAAGGCAGAUGAGUGGCUGAUGAAGAACAUGGACCCUCUGAACGACAACGUGGCCACACUCCUGCAUCAGUCAACGGACAAGUUUGUGGCUGAGCUGUGGAAAGAUGUCGAUCGUAUCGUGGGUCUGGACCAGGUAGCAGGAAUGAACGAGACGGCGUUUGGUGCCACGUACAAAACUAAAAAAGGCAUGUUUCGUACAGUUGGACAGCUCUAUAAAGAGUCGCUCACCAAGCUCAUGGCCACACUGAGGAACACCAACCCCAACUUUGUCCGCUGCAUCAUCCCCAAUCAUGAGAAAAGGGCUGGUAAACUGGAGCCUCACCUGGUUCUGGACCAGCUCAGGUGUAACGGAGUCUUGGAGGGGAUUCGUAUCUGCAGACAGGGCUUCCCCAACCGCAUCGUCUUCCAGGAGUUCAGACAGAGAUAUGAGAUCCUGACGCCCAACGCCAUCCCUAAGGGAUUCAUGGAUGGAAAACAAGCCUGUGAAAGAAUGAUCCAAGCCCUGGAGCUGGACCCCAACCUGUUCCGUAUCGGUCAGAGUAAGAUCUUCUUCAGAACUGGUGUUCUGGCUCAUCUGGAGGAGGAGAGAGACCUAAAGAUCACUGACAUCAUCAUCUACUUCCAAUCUGUGUGCCGUGGAUACUUGGCACGCAAAGCCUUUGCUAAGAAGCAGCAGCAGCUGAGUGCCCUGAAGGUCCUGCAGAGGAACUGUGCAGCUUAUUUAAAGCUGCGACACUGGCAGUGGUGGAGGCUCUUCACCAAGGUGAAGCCGCUGCUGCAGGUCACCAGGCAGGAAGAGGAGCUGCAAGCCAAAGACGAGGAGCUGGUAAAGGUGAAGGAGAGGCAGCUGAAGGUGGAGAACGAGCUGGUGGAGAUGGAGAGGAAACACCAGCAGCUCGUCGAGGAGAAGAAUAUUCUAGCAGAGCAACUCCACGCGGAGACGGAGCUGUUCGCCGAGGCUGAAGAGAUGAGGGUUCGUCUGCUCUCUAGGAAGCAAGAGUUGGAGGAGAUCCUUCAUGACCUGGAGUCCAGGGUGGAGGAGGAAGAGGAGAGAAACCAGAGCCUGCAGAACGAGAAGAAGAAGAUGCAGUCGCACAUCCAGGACCUGGAGGAGCAGCUCGAUGAGGAGGAAGCUGCAAGACAGAAGCUGCAGCUGGAUAAAGUGACGGCUGAGGCCAAAAUCAAGAAGAUGGAAGAGGACAUUCUGCUGCUGGAGGACCAGAACUCCAAGUUCCUCAAGGAGAAAAAGCUGCUGGAGGACCGGAUCGCCGAAAUGACCUCCCAGCUAACAGAGGAGGAGGAGAAAGCAAAGAACCUUGGCAAAGUCAAGAACAAGCAGGAGAUGAUGAUGGUUGACCUGGAGGAGCGUUUGAAGAAGGAAGAGAAAACGCGCCAGGAGCUGGAGAAAGCCAAACGCAAACUGGAUGCAGAGACAACUGACCUGCAGGACCAGAUUGCUGAGCUUCAGGCCCAGAUAGAGGAGCUGAAAAUCCAACUGGCCAAAAAGGAGGAGGAGCUGCAGGCUGCUCUGGCCAGGAGUGAUGAGGAGGCCGUCCAGAAGAACAACGCCUUGAAGCAGGUUCGAGAGCUGCAGGCCCAGCUAGCUGAGCUCCAGGAGGAUCUGGAGUCGGAGAAAAUGUGUCGAAGCAAAGCUGAAAAACUCAAGAGGGACCUGAGUGAGGAGCUGGAGGCUCUGAAGACGGAGCUGGAGGACACUCUGGAUACCACCGCCGCCCAGCAGGAGCUCAGGACCAAGCGAGAGCAAGAGGUGGCAGAGCUGAAGAAGGCCAUCGAUGAGGAGACCAAAAACCACGAGGCUCAGAUCCAGGACAUGAGACAGAGACACGCCACAGCGCUGGAGGAGCUGUCCGAACAGCUGGACCAGGCCAAGAGGUUCAAGGCCAACCUGGAGAAGAGCAAGCAGUGUCUGGAGAGCGACAACAAAGAGAUGGCCUGUGAGGUGAAGACUCUGCAGCAGGCAAAGACGGAGUCAGAAUACAAGAGGAAGAAGCUGGAGGCCCAGAUGCAGGAGUUCAUGGCCAGAACCACCGAGGUUGAGAGAGCCAAGGGAGAGCUGAGCGAACGCUCACACAAACUCCAGACGGAGCUGGACAAUGUGUCUGCUUUGCUGGAGGAGGCAGAGAAGAAAGGCGUCAAACUGGCAAAAGAAGUUGACAACCUGAACAGCAAACUGCAGGACUCGGAGGAGUUGCGGCAGGAAGAAACUCGUCAGAAGCUGAACCUGAGCAGCCAAAUCCGUCAGCUGGAGCUGGAAAAGAACACGUUGCUGGAGCAGCAGGAAGAAGAUGAGGAGGCACGACGCAGCCUGGAGAAACAGCUGCAGACGGUGCAGGCUCAG
Messenger RNA from Stegastes partitus (bicolor damselfish), 4368 nucleotides. Its product is annotated as myosin-10-like. The annotation marks the transcript as partial. The record is from RefSeq and is a predicted model, not a curated record. Gene Ontology annotation, cellular component: myosin complex; actin cytoskeleton; membrane. Gene Ontology annotation, biological process: actin filament organization. Gene Ontology annotation, molecular function: microfilament motor activity; ATP binding; actin filament binding. Lineage: Eukaryota; Metazoa; Chordata; Actinopteri; Pomacentridae. The transcript is spliced from 33 exons.